UAUGCAACAAACAUCUGCCAAUCACCAUGGAGAACCAACCGGAGACCACCGUUCGCCGGCACCGGAGAAUAAUAAUGUUUCCAUUGCCAUUUCAAGGCCACAUAAACCCUAUGUUUCAGCUUGCAAAUCUACUAUACUCUAAAGGCUUCAGUAUCACCAUCCUUCACACCAACUUUAACGCACCCAAAAUCUCUAAUUAUCCUCACUUCACUUUCAAAUCCAUCCUUGACAACGAUCCUGAAAAAAGACGCUUUUUGUUGGCCGAUUUUGCUCAGGAUUUCAUCCAUACACAGGACCACGCAGAUGCAUUACGUCAUGAACUGAAACUGUUGUUAGCUUCGGAAAAAGAUGAGCCAGUAUCGUGUUUGAUCACAGAUGCGCUUUGGCACUUCACACAAUCGGUGGCCGAUAGCCUUAACCUCCCCAGGCUGGUUUUGAGGACAACUAGCGUGCAUAGUACUAUUGUUUAUUCUUCAAUACCCCUUCUUCAUGCCCGUGGUUACUUCACACUUGACGACAGCCAUUCGGAAGAACAAGUGGUGGAAUUUCCUUUACUAAAAGUGAAAGACGUUAAAAAGAUUGGUAUAAAGAGCACUAAAGACCUUUACGCAGAGUUGAUUGGUAACAUGGUGAAACAAACAAAAGCAUCGUCAGGAAUCAUCUGGAACUCCUUCAAAGAACUCGAAGAAACCGAGCUCGAUAGGGUUCCGGAUGACUUCCCCGUACCACGUUUCCUGAUUCUAUUCCCUAAGUAUUUUAAAGCUUCGUCGAGCAGCUUACAAGAACAAGAUCAAACCAUUUUUCCUUGGUUAGACCAGCAACCAACUAAGUCUGUAGUGUAUGUUAGUUUUGGUAGCCUUAGUCAAGUGGAGGAGAAAGAGUUCUUGGAAAUAGCUCAUGGGUUGGUCUAUAGCAAGCAACCUUUUUUAUGGGUGGUCCGAAUGGGGUUUGUUAAGAAUUCAACAUGGCUUGAAUCAUUGCCCGAAGGGUUCCCAGGUGAAAGGGGACGAGUUGUGGAAUGGGCUCCUCAGCACGAAGUACUAGCUCAUGAAGCAACGGGUGUGUUUUGGACACAUAGUGGAUGGAACUCAACGAUGGAGAGCAUUUGUGAAGGUGUUCCUAUGAUUUGUUCAUCUUUUUGGGGUGAUCAACCGCUAGAUGCUAGAUACAUGAGUGAUGUUUCAAGGGUGGGGGUGUAUUUAGAGAAUGGGUUGCAAAGAGAAGAUAUAGCAAGUGUCAUUAGAAGAAUACUGGUGGAUGAAGAGGGGGAGGAGAUUAGAGAAAGGGCACAGGUUUUAAAACAAAAGGCCGAUGAAUCUGUAAUGAAAGGUGGCGCUUCUAGUGAAUCAGUGGAGACACUCGUUGACUAUAUUUCUUCACUUUAAGUUUCUGUAUUUAGAAAUUUCACAAUGGUGUUAUUAUUAUUUCUUAAAUAAUGAUAAUAGUUCAUAAGUAUCCAAUUUUAAUCCGUGUAUCAUAUUUAAAACGUUUGUAUAUUGAUAAUGUUGUGUUCUCCA
Helianthus annuus (common sunflower) is the source of this 1517-nucleotide messenger RNA. Its product is annotated as UDP-glycosyltransferase 76G1-like. Gene Ontology annotation, molecular function: UDP-glycosyltransferase activity. Bases 27 to 1385 code for a protein of 452 amino acids. NCBI's taxonomy places the organism in Eukaryota, Viridiplantae, Streptophyta, Magnoliopsida, Asterales, Asteraceae. The transcript is spliced from 2 exons. The record is from RefSeq and is a predicted model, not a curated record.